AUGGCCAUCGCAGAACUUCUUGGAGUUGAAUUCGACAUGCAGCUUCUGCUCAAAAUGAGUCUUUCUGUGGCGACUGUACUUCUGGUUUCACUGGUCUACAGGUUCUACAGCUCUAGGAGUACAGAGGAAAUCCAAGUCAAUCAUUGUCAAGAACCACAGACCUGUAAAAGAUGCAAGACCCAGCUGACUGAUGGAACCAAUGAUGACCUACUUGGACCUUCGUCAUCUGAGGACGACAAACAAAACACUACAGAAGACAAUCCGGUUCAGGAUGCAUCUAACCUGUCAAACUGUGAUCAACACUUCAGCAAAGAGGCAAAUGUACCUUCAACAAGUGGAAGAGAACUGAACCCUCCUAAUCCAGCAAAGAGUGGGCUAUCAAGUACAAAAGGCCGUCGCUCUACUAGCUUUUUAAAGAAAGUGGAAGGUGGUAUGGGCGUAGGUAGGGAACUAAGGCAAGAGUUGGAACAACGUGGUGUCUACUCUAGCUUUAUCUCCAAGUCAGAGAUAAAGGUGGAGGAUGCAAAGCUAGUGCUGGACCAUCCAAGUGACCAAGUAGUGUAUGGUAAGAUAUACGAAUACUAUGUGGAAAGUUCUUCUCACUGUAGUACAAACCCAAACAACAUUGUGGGUCAGAAUGAAACGGAUUCUGAGCCACGGCAAACAGAGAUUGGAAGCCAUAGCAGCAUCCUAAUGGAAUCUCCUUCUUCUGUGGACUUUGACAUUACUGAGGAAUCCUCCUUACUUGGGAAUCCAAUGUCGACAUCCACACCCUUACGCAAGCAUAGCUAUCUAGCUGCUGCGGAGCAGUCAGCACUGCCAAGUCCAGUGUCAACGUCUUGCAGCUCAACCAGUGCUGGACCUCUGAUCAGUUCUUCCAUAAACAAUAAACACCAGAACGGCAGCAAAUGUCCUGACCUAGAGGCUGUCUUAUUGAACCGGUUCGUUCACCGAUCAGACGUGGAAAACCUCAAAAGUCAAGUGGAUCUGGGCAACUGUUUGGAGGCGCUUUUUUUGGCCAAAAAAUACGACGAAAGGUCAGUGGUGCAAGCAGCCGUCGAAGUUAUGUCCGACAACUACCUGCAGGUGCUCCUGGAUCGUGAUCUUUACGGGCGUCUUACCGGUGCCGAGCGGGAACUAAUCAGGAGGCAGAGAACAAGUGGGAGAAGAUUCAUUGUCGUGGCAGAUAUGAACCCCCAAGACUCGUCAAGUGACAGCAGGGCGGUAAAAAAAAAGCCGAGUGCCUUGUAUUACUAUGAUGACUUCCAGGACACCUGGGAUAAACUUUGCUCCAUUCCACCAGAGGUCAUCAGCAAUGCUUGUGGUAUGUGCACAAUGGAUAACUACUUGUUUGUCGCCGUUGGAAUGGAUAGUGAAGCGACACCUUCCAAGCGAGUGUUUUGCUACAACCCUCUCACAGACAUUUGGAAGGAAAUCAGUUCCAUGAAUGAAGCCAGACCACGUUGCAAACUCGCCGCACUGGACGGAUACAUUUACGCCAUCGGCGGGGAGUGCCUCACGUCAGUGGAGCGUUACGACCCGCAUUCAGACAAAUGGACAUUUGUGGCCCCUCUGCCUAACGAUACAUUCGCCGUGGCCCAUCACGUGACGGUGUGCAACAGGGAGCUGUUUGUGUCCGGAGGUACUAUUCGCUACAUGCUGCUGCGCUACAGCCCCAAGAGCGACACCUGGAGGGGGAGUCUUCUAGCAGGCAACAAAGACAGGACGGCAGACCUGGUGGCCGUAGGACCCUUUCUGUAUCGGUUUGAAGUCAAUCCUCUGCUAGGGAUCAGCGUGUAUCGCUACCACACCGUGGCCCGACUGUGGUACCAGUGCGACACAAAACGCCUUCCCAACUGUGCCGCUUUCCAGUGCGUUGCGAUGGACGACAACAUUUACUGCGUCAGCCGUCACUUCACCUUGAGGUUCGAGGCCGACGAAAUCUCUCCGGCUUUCGCUAAGGAACAUUUGAGCAUCUCUGUGACCAACGGACUGCUUUUUCCUUUUGUCCUGUCGCUCCCUGAUAAAAAGCCCCUGCAGACCAGCGUGUAG
This is a messenger RNA of Nerophis lumbriciformis (worm pipefish), 2052 nucleotides long. Lineage: Eukaryota; Metazoa; Chordata; Actinopteri; Syngnathiformes; Syngnathidae. The record is from RefSeq and is a predicted model, not a curated record.